Gamsiella multidivaricata is the source of this 1385-nucleotide messenger RNA. RefSeq names its product transmembrane amino acid transporter protein-domain-containing protein. The coding region runs from base 81 to 1286 and encodes 401 amino acids. Gene Ontology annotation, biological process: amino acid transmembrane transport. Gene Ontology annotation, molecular function: amino acid transmembrane transporter activity. Lineage: Eukaryota; Fungi; Mortierellomycota; Mortierellomycetes; Mortierellales; Mortierellaceae. The record is from RefSeq and is a predicted model, not a curated record. The transcript is spliced from 4 exons. Gene Ontology annotation, cellular component: vacuolar membrane.
CUUGCUUUCCUUCAUCUGUGUUACUGCUGCUACUGUUUUUUCUCUUUUCUUUUCUUUUCUUUUCUUUUUUUUGGACGUGAAUGGAUUUGCAUAGGUGUGUGAUUGCAGGAACGGGGACGUUGGGGAUGCCGCAUGCGGUCGCGCAGUCAGGAUGGCUGGGUACAUUGGUCGUUGCCCUGGCGCUGUUCAUGUCUACGACUACGGGAAACAUGCUCAUCAAGUGUCUUUACUUGAAGUCUAACACUCGCAGGAAUUCAUACCAAGAGAUCGCACGAGACGCCUACGGUCCCAUAGGCUGCUACUUCGCUGUCGGAACCGUGGGUCUAAAUCUUUUCGGGUGCGCGAUCCUCUACAUCAUCCUCGCUGGAACUCUGAUUCAGACCAUGGUGAACACAGGGCACGAGGAUGAUAGCAGUGCGCCAAUGCCCAUUUAUGUCUAUGUAAUCGCUUGCUCGGCUUUCGUCUGGGCCUGUUUGAUCUGUACAAAGUCAAUGAAAGAAAUUGCCCUGCUUAGUAUCGUAGGAGCGGGCGCAACCCUCGGUGUGGUCCUGAUUACCGUCGGAAUGUCGAUCGAGCUGCUUCAGGAGCGUGCUGCUGUGACCCUAUCCGCAGCACACAAGCUCGUUGACUGGUCCAAGAUCCCGAUGUCGUUUGCGACCAUUGCGUUCGCGUAUGGUGGAAAUGUGGUCUACCCGCAUUUGGAGCAGAGUAUGCGAUACCCGCGCAGCUGGUCCAAGGCCCUGUGGCUGGCACUGUCGCUUUGCUUUGUGAUGUAUAUCAUGAUCGCCGUGGCCGGGUACAUGGCCUUUGGAAGCGAUACCCGGAAUCCUAUUUUGGACAAUUUGCCUCAUGGAGCAUGGUCGAUUGUGGCGCAUUCGCUGAUCACCCUACACGUGCUUCUCGCCGCCCCGAUCCUGCUAACCUCGUUGGCCAUGAUGAUCGAAUCCGCGCUCGAGAUGCGGUCGCCGUCAUUCGCCCAGGGAACCAAAAUCCAACAGUUCCUAAAACGUGCGAUUCCUCGGACGAUCAUCAUUGUUUUGGUCGCACUGAUUGCGUCUGUGAUCCCGUUCUUCGGGGACGUGAUGGACCUGCUGGGGGCCCUGACGACCUGCUUGCUGGUCUUUAUCAUGCCGAUCUUGUUCUAUUACCGAUUGGGGGGCAUGAGCAAUGCGUCGAUAGCUGGUCGAUUAUGGGCGUGGUUUAUUUUUUUGGUCGGAGUGGUGGCUAUGGUACUGGGGACGUAUGAUGCGACGAAGCAUUUAGUACGGGAUAUUAAAAGCAAGUAGACUAGCGCCGGGGUACCAUGAAGGCAUGUAAGCAUGCCAUGGCUAUGUAAUUGGCAGAUCUAUUCUUUGUAUUCUGCAGGAACGCAAGCAGAAACGUGU